CUGAGGCAACUUGCCACAGAUCAUUUCAAUCAACGUCAGUACUUCAUACAAAAAGCAAAAGAUGCUUUUCAUAGAGGAAUGUCGGAAGUUGCUUCUUUUUAUUCUCAAAGGGGUAGUGAACAUCAACAAAAAUUCAAAGAGAUAAAUAAAAUGGCUUCCAAAUUAAUUUCUGAACAGAGGAAUGAUUCCUUAUCUGCACAUGUUCUUGAUUUGCAUGGAUUGUAUGUACAGGAAGCAAUACCUCUUCUUGAUAAAUUCAUUCGUAAUUGGAAACAAGCAAUGCAAAGUCCACAGCAAACAAUUCCUCAAUCUAUUUCUGUUAUAACUGGUCAAGGAUUGCACAGCGAAAGAGGGGCAAAAUUGAGACCAUCU
Messenger RNA from Parasteatoda tepidariorum (common house spider), 372 nucleotides. The record is from RefSeq and is a predicted model, not a curated record. NCBI's taxonomy places the organism in Eukaryota, Metazoa, Arthropoda, Arachnida, Araneae, Theridiidae.